UUUCUUUUUCUCUACCCAUCUGUAUUAUUAUUGGAGAGUAUACUAUAAAAUCCCCUUUUUGAGUAUUUUUUAAACUAAACUAAGCUUAUUGUAACUGUAAUGCCUCCUUCCUUACAUAGUACCACAGCAUUAAAUUCUCAAUCAAUAACCAUUUACUACUACUUCUUUUUUUAUUUCUAUUAAACCACAGUAAUACUCUUUCAUCAUUCAUCAUCAAAGUGACUGAAAGUGCAAUUCCUAGUCCCACUUUUCCUUGAUCCAUAUGUACUUGUCUCAAUUGCCCAAAUAAGUACCACUCUGAGAAAAUGGAAGUUCAAGCCUCCAAUAAUAACCAAACAUCAGAUGAACAAGAAAACGACGAUCUAAUUCUGGAUCUAACCCUCGAUCACGGGCCUAAAUCCAAUAUCCAGACGAGUUCAUCCGAUGCAUCGCGAUCCGCAGGUAAUAAUAAUAACAAUAAGGAGAAUAAUAAUGAAUCCGAGCCUCGGGUUUUUUCUUGCAAUUAUUGCCAGAGGAAAUUUUACAGUUCGCAGGCGUUAGGCGGGCAUCAAAACGCACAUAAACGGGAGAGAACAAUAGCAAAAAGAGGGCAAAAAAUUAGUGCUGCAGGAGCUUUUGGUUACGAUAAGUAUUCGAGCAUGGCUUCUUUACCACUGCAUGGUUCAUUCAAUAGGUCUCUCGGGAUUCAAGUCCACUCAAUGAUCCAUAAGCCCACUAGCAAUACUAGUUUCAGCGCACCGGCCUUGUACGGACAUCCUCGAUGGUCAAUGAGAAGGCCCAUUGACCAGCAGCCGGCCAUUGGCCGGCAGAGUAAUUUUACCAAUAAUUGCCACGUGGCAGGUACAACAUCAUCCGGAGGUGGUGGUGGUGCUGCUAGAUUUGAUAACAUUAUUCAAAAAUUUCCUGUUGUGCAAGUUGAUGGUAUUUCACCAUACAGAUGGGAUAGUGGUGGUGGUCCUCAUCCAAAGACUACUAAUAAUCCAGACGAAAUGAAGAAGCUUGACUUGUCUCUCAGACUCUAAAUUAUUAUUAGUAGAACUAAGUUUUUUUUUUUCCUUUUUCUUGCAGUUAUUUCGUUCAGAUUUAUAUUUCUUUUCAGAAUUUCGUACUUAUUAGGUCCACUAUUGUAAAUGUUCUUAUGCCUUCUGCAGUACGACUAUGCAGACGACUACAUAAUUUAAUUCUUA
Messenger RNA from Solanum dulcamara, 1187 nucleotides. Its product is annotated as zinc finger protein 1. The coding region runs from base 306 to 1022 and encodes 238 amino acids. The transcript has a single exon. NCBI's taxonomy places the organism in Eukaryota, Viridiplantae, Streptophyta, Magnoliopsida, Solanales, Solanaceae. The record is from RefSeq and is a predicted model, not a curated record. Gene Ontology annotation, biological process: negative regulation of abscisic acid-activated signaling pathway.